AUGGCGACUGACCCAAUGAAAAACCGCAUGCAUGUCUUCAAGAAUACAGGCAAAGAUGUUGAUGAAAUGCGCAGGCGAAGGAACGAAGUCACAGUGGAGUUGAGGAAAAACAAAAGAGAAGAAACUUUGCAGAAACGUCGUAACGUGCCCAUCAGUGACUCGACAGAUGAGGAUGAAAUUGAGAGGACGCCAGACAUCCAAGAGCUAGUGAUCAACGCUAAAGCAGAAGACCCCGAUAUACAACUAGCUGCUGUACAACAAUGUAGAAAACUAUUGUCAUCAGAUAAAAAUCCCCCUAUUGAUGACCUGAUCGAUGCUGGCAUUCUACCCAUCUUAGUUCAGUGCCUCUCUAGAGCUGAUAACCCAACUCUACAAUUCGAAGCCGCCUGGGCUCUGACAAACAUAGCCUCGGGAACUUCGGCACAGACUAAUAAAGUGGUUCACGCUGGUGCUGUACCCUUAUUCUUGCAGCUGCUCGUAUCGCCACAUGAAAAUGUCUGUGAGCAGGCAGUUUGGGCUUUAGGUAACAUUAUUGGAGAUGGUCCAAUGCUCAGAGACUUAGUGGUAGAGCUUGGUGUUGUUCAGCCAUUAUUGAACUUCAUCAAACCCAAUAUCCCCAUCACAUUUUUACGUAAUGUUACAUGGGUUAUUGUGAACCUGUGCAGGAGUAAGGACCCACCACCACCUGUUAAGACUAUCCAAGAGAUACUUCCAGCCCUCAAUGUUCUUAUCACACAUUCAGAUGUUAAUAUCUUAGUGGACACAGUGUGGGCAAUUAGUUAUCUAACAGAUGGAGGCAAUGAACAGAUCCAAAUGGUGAUUGAGUCUGGUAUUGUUCCCAAAUUGAUCCCGUUGCUUUCACAUAAAGAGAUGAAAGCACAGACUGCUGCACUCAGGGCUGUUGGUAACAUUGUGACUGGAACGGAUGAACAAACGCAGGUUGUGCUUAACUGUGAUGCCUUAUCGCACUUCCCUGCAUUACUGUCUCAUUCGAAAGAGAAGAUUUGCAAGGAGGCAGUAUGGUUCCUCUCAAACGUGACAGCUGGUAACAAGCAGCAAGUGCAAGCAGUAAUUGAUGCCGGUUUGCUGCCAAAGAUUGUGGAAAACCUCAGCAAGGGCGAGUUCCAGACGCAGAAGGAAGCUGCGUGGGCUGUGUCAAACCUGAGCAUAAGCGGAACUAAGGCGCAAGUGGCUGCUCUCAUUAACUGCGGCGUCAUACCUCCCUUAUGUAACUUACUUAGCUGCAAAGAUACGCAAGUUAUAAGUGUAGUGCUGGACGGUCUGAGCAAUAUGCUGAAGAUGUCUGGCGAGAAUGUUGAGCAGGUGGCCAACAUGAUCGAGGAGUGUGGCGGCAUUGACAAAAUUGAGCAGUUACAGGGUCACGAGAAGAUGGAGAUAUACAAGAUGGCCUAUGAUAUCAUUGAGCAAUACUUCGCUGGGGAGGAGGAGGACGCUUCGCUGGCGCCCGCCGCGGCCGAGGCCGGCUUCCAGUUCGAGCCGGCGGGCGGCGCGCCGCAGGCCGGCUUCCGCUUC
Messenger RNA from Iphiclides podalirius (scarce swallowtail), 1533 nucleotides. The record is from the annotation of a GenBank genome assembly. Lineage: Eukaryota; Metazoa; Arthropoda; Insecta; Lepidoptera; Papilionidae.